Messenger RNA from Erythranthe guttata (spotted monkey flower), 1612 nucleotides. RefSeq names its product Haloacid dehalogenase-like hydrolase (HAD) superfamily protein. The record is from RefSeq and is a predicted model, not a curated record. Gene Ontology annotation, molecular function: phosphatase activity. Lineage: Eukaryota; Viridiplantae; Streptophyta; Magnoliopsida; Lamiales; Phrymaceae.
UUGUGUGUGUACCUGGACAGACUUGAUCGACAUAACCAUCGCCUCCAUCUCGACCCAACUCCAUCUCCGUCGAAAAACACACACCACACACACUCUUACUGCUACUAAACACCACACCAGCCGUCGGCCGGAGUCUGAGAGAAGGACGAGGUAAUUGCCCGGCGCGAUUUACACGGGAGGAAUCUCGUUCGGUAAUCAUUAGUAUUUGCAUAUUUGACGAUGGCGGAGCUGGCGGCGGCUGAGAUGUACGCGCCGCGUACGAUACAGGUCUGGAGGACGCUCCUGAACUGGAUGGCUUUCUUCUUCCAGAUUUUCGCUCAGAUCCUCCGCGGUACGCCGUCGUUUGGUCAGAUUUUCUCCUAUGUUGGUUUAGGUCACGGCAGUUUGCUCUCUUCCGCGCCGACGCAGUUUAAGCCUUUGGCUGUUGUUGAGCUGUCGGACUUCGCGGAGGAGCACGAAGAGGCUCCGACUGGACCGAAUCCCGCGUCUGUUCCAGUCGCCGGCGGUGGAGAGAGGACGAUUAAUUCUCCACCUUUCGAGAAGCUAACGGUGGUUCUUGAUUUGGAUGAAACUCUGGUAUGCGCAUAUGAGACGUCAAGCUUGCCAGCAAUGCUACGCAGUCAGGCCACAGAAGCUGGUAUAAAAUGGUUUGAACUAGAAUGCAUCUCUUCUGACAAGGAAUUCGAAGGCAAACCUAAGAUCAACUACGUGACAGUUUUUGAACGUCCCGGACUGAAAGAAUUUCUUAGCCAACUUAGUGAAUUUGCUGAUCUAGUAUUGUUUACAGCUGGACUUGAAGGCUAUGCUAGACCUCUUGUUGAUAAACUAGAUGGAGGAAAUCGAUUCAGUCGUAGACUGUAUCGGCCUUCUACCACUAGCACGGAGUAUCGCGAACACGUAAAGGAUUUAUCUUCCUUGUCCAAAGAUUUCUGCAGAAUAGUUAUUGUCGACAAUAACCCAUUUAGUUUCUUAUUGCAACCAUUAAAUGGAAUUCCAUGCAUACCCUUUUCUCCAGGACAACCGCACGACGAGCAGCUUUUGGAAGUUAUCCUUCCGUUGCUCAAGCAUCUUUCUCUGCAAAAGGAUGUAAGACCCGUUCUCUAUGAAAGAUUCCACAUGCCCGAGUGGUUUCAGAAACACGGGAUUCCUGCUAGUGGAUGGACAACAUAGGAUAAAGUUGUCAAAAUAAAAUUCAUCUGUCGAUGCCUGUCUUAUAAUAUAUUAUAAGCGCCCUUUAGGUAAUUUAUUCUUUUCACAAGUCGAGUGUCUCUAAAGCUGGAGCCCCAGAAAUUUUGUACAGCAAUUGUCCGGUGCAUUUGAAUCAGCCAGCCAUUGAUGAAGUCCUAAAUUAUCUCAAAAGUCUUGCGAUCAGAGGAAUUCUGUCCUACACGAUCAGACAAUUGUACAAUUGUGAAAAAGUAAGUUUCGUAUUUAAUGAAGUUUCCAACAUUACGUGAUGUGUAUCUCUGUAGUAAUGCAUACUGUUGUUGAUACGAUGAAUUAUUUGCUGUUACAAAGCUUUCGUUUGAGUCGCCGUCUGUAUAAUAGAUUUUGUGACAUUUGAAAUGGAAUAUUUUUGUACAUACCUCGUCACAUUUCUGAUAAUUUAUCG